CUUGGUGCAUGUGCAUGGCAUGUGAGUAUUUCUAUUUAUCAGAACGAAAACCCUCUUUUAUCCUUUCUUACUGUGAAAAAUCGGGCUACCGUUGCUUCUCGUCUUGGGUUGGGUCAUGAUCUAUGCCCAAAAGUACCAACCCGCUUCGGAUUAAAUUGUUCAAAUAACUAUAAAAUAGCAGCAACGGCAGGAAUCCGAAUCGGCAUACUGGUUUCUGAGCUUUAGGACAGCGCAGAUUUUCAUCUUGACUUCCCGUCCGGCCAAGAUCAACGAUGAUUCACUUUGUACUUCUAAUUAGUCGUCAAGGUAAAGUUAGGUUGAUAAAAUGGUAUUCUCCUUAUUCUCAGAAGGAAAGAACGAAGGUUAUCCGCGAGCUCAGUGGAGUGAUUCUCACAAGAGGGCCCAAACUCUGUAAUUUUGUGGAAUGGAGAGGAUUUAAAGUUGUUUAUAAAAGAUAUGCUAGUCUUUACUUCUGCAUGUGCAUUGACCAGGAUGACAACGAAUUAGAGAUUCUAGAAAUUAUUCAUCACUAUGUUGAGAUUCUUGACCGAUACUUUGGCAGUGUCUGUGAAUUGGACUUGAUCUUCAACUUUCAUAAGGCCUACUAUAUAUUGGAUGAAAUCUUGAUUGCUGGUGAACUUCAAGAGUCCAGCAAGAAAACGGUUGCACUUUUAAUAGCUGCACAGGAUUCACUAGUGGAGACUGCAAAAGAGCAAGCCGGUUCCAUUAGCAAUAUAAUUGCACAGGCCACGAAGUAGGUUAUGAGAACAUGACCCAGGGGAUGGAGUCAAACUCAUGCCUGCAGAUUUACUAUAAAUUGUUACACCAUGGGGCUCCAAGUAACAUCAAGACAGGGCAUCAGCCCUUCACCUCAACAGCUUGAGUGAAGUGUUUUCUACCAACUUGGUUGUCCCUCUUUCAACCCAGCCAAAAUAGUGUUUAUAUGCUAGUAAGGACCAUUUAAUUGCUCUUUAAUAAUCAACUAAUAUGCUGCCACCAAGCUAGCUUCAUCUCGAGCAGCUCUCGUUUUGUUGAUGCAGUGCAAUGUCCCAUUUCAAGAGUUUACCUGGAGUUUAGCUGCUUAGUCAAUGAACCAUGAAUAUUCAGACUAUAUGUAAUCUAUGCUUCAUCCUGUCUGUAAAAUAUUGCUAGCAAAAUGAGGUAUAUCUACAAUGAAAAUUUGUUACCUUUAGAA
Messenger RNA from Durio zibethinus, 1195 nucleotides. RefSeq names its product AP-1 complex subunit sigma-2-like. Lineage: Eukaryota; Viridiplantae; Streptophyta; Magnoliopsida; Malvales; Malvaceae. Gene Ontology annotation, cellular component: membrane coat; AP-1 adaptor complex. Gene Ontology annotation, molecular function: clathrin-cargo adaptor activity. Gene Ontology annotation, biological process: intracellular protein transport; vesicle-mediated transport. The record is from RefSeq and is a predicted model, not a curated record.